AUAUGUUGCAUAAUGUAUUAUCUGUGUUUCCGAAAUUCAUUAACUUUUGUAGUUAAUGUAGUUAAUGUAUAGCUACUGUAUGUAUAAUUAAUGUACAUACGUAAAUUUUGAAUAGCGUAGGUAUCUGUGUUUUAGAAAUUCAUAAAAAUUCAGUUAUUGUAGUUAAUGUAGUUAAUGAAUUUAAUGUAGUGACAUAAGUAAAACAGUUAAUACAGUUCAUGUUCCGUUUACGUAAAAGUUCUCCGAAUCGGUCAGACAAUAUUAUAAUGCAAUACCGCAAUUCUCUAUUUCUCUCGAUAUUUGAUGUAUAGUGAAUAUGUACCUGUGUAAAGUCUCUUUCUCUAAACAUCCGUCACCCUCUCACAUAAAAAUUGAAAGGUAUUUGAUCGAUUUGCUGUUUGACUUUUUUCCGGCCGUUGCACUUUUAAAAUGGCACCGCCGUGCCCGGUUUGUCAGGCGCUUUCAAAUGGAUUUCAUUUUGGAGUUGAGGUUUGCAGCGCCUGCUCCGCGUUCUUCCGCCGUACCGUAUUCAAAAAACGGAAUUUCCGAUGUUGGGGUGAACCUGUGAAUUGCUGUGAGAUAGUUUCAACUGGAAGUGCAUUUUGCAAGAGUUGUCGAUUCGCGAAAUGCCUGGCAGUUGGAAUGAAAAAAGAGACAGUUCAGCAGGGAAGAGAGGGCUAUGGGAAACGAGAAAUGGCUCUGGUUCCGGUUAUUUCAAAAUUUAAAGCAAAUCGACAAGGUCUACCUAUUCUUGAGACAAUUGUGGAGACCUAUUCGCUAUUAUUAAAUGUUAGAAUAUGUGUUCAUGAGGGACCAAAUGGCAGUAAUUCGCCGAAACGAGAUCCAAAACCAGUAAACUAUAAAGAAACUAUUGCAUGUUUUCUAAAGGAAUUCUAUCUAGUCGGCGACUGGUUAUCCCACUGUUUUCCCGAAUUCGCAGCUUUUCCAGUUGAUCAGAAAGAUCUUCUCCAUCGAAAUUUCUAUCUGCAAUUUGUUGUGCUGGAAGGCGGCUUUUUCUCAUGUAAUCAUAAAAGAAGUGACAUUAGAUAUCUACCAUCUGGAGACUAUAUUGAUUGCGUCAACCCUGAAACCUAUUACUAUGACCCCGAUGGCAAACAGCCGAUGACUCCUGGUGAAGCUGUGACACUAUUUGCCUCAUCAUUUCAAAGUUAUCGUCGUAAUGUCACUCACCCUAUGCUCCGAGAAAAUGCUGACCGAUUUGAGUUUCUGGCUCUAACCGGCCUGGCUCUCUUCGACGCGGAUUUGGAAAAUAUCUCUGAAGAAACUGCUGCGGUUUGCCGGAAAGUUCGUCAAAAAAUUCAAAGGAAUAUGCUGAAAUACUACAUUUCCACAAAAUCCCCAGAAGAUGCUUCUGUGCGACUGGGCAACUUGAUUUCAAUUAUUCCAAGUUUACAUCGAGCAACGCGACGAUUUCUCGAGGAUAUUGAGCUGAGCCAUGUGAUGAAGGCGUACGCUGUGGAUGAGAAAUUCUAUGAUAAUUGCUUGCCAAAAUUUGGGUAUCUUUAAUGAUGAGAAUGAUGAAUAAAACCUCUUCUAUAU
This is a messenger RNA of Caenorhabditis elegans, 1560 nucleotides long. It is a transcript of the gene nhr-146, whose product is annotated as Nuclear Hormone Receptor family. Bases 430 to 1527 code for a protein of 365 amino acids. Gene Ontology annotation, molecular function: sequence-specific DNA binding; DNA binding; DNA-binding transcription factor activity. The record is from RefSeq and is marked reviewed. Gene Ontology annotation, cellular component: nucleus. Gene Ontology annotation, biological process: DNA-templated transcription; regulation of DNA-templated transcription. The transcript is spliced from 7 exons. NCBI's taxonomy places the organism in Eukaryota, Metazoa, Nematoda, Chromadorea, Rhabditida, Rhabditidae.